UGGCGGAGAAGGCGGCAGCCGUCCCAGCGGAGACGACGACGGGGAGGUCUCAAGGAGUCGGGACGAGCCGGAGCGCGUCACCCCGUACCGCUGCGGUGGUCGCUCGCGUUCAGUCGGCCCCGUCCGUGCCGCCCUGCACUGUUGCGGCCACCGCGGGACCAUGGCUGCGCUCGUGGUGCUCCUGUCCUUGUUGGCGGCGGGUGUUUUGGGGAACGAGUUCAGUAUAUUAAGAUCACCAGGGUCUGUUGUUUUCCGAGAUGGAAAUUGGCCUAUACCAGGAGACCGAAUCCCAGAUGUGGCUGCAUUGUCCAUGGGCUUCUCUGUUAAAGAAGACCUUUCUUGGCCAGGACUUGCAGUGGGUGACCUAUUCCAUCGUCCUCGGGCUACCAUUAUGGUGAUGGUGAAGGGAGUGGACAAACUCGCUCUACCCCCAGGCAGUGUCAUUUCAUACCCUUUGGAGAACGCAGUUCCUUUUAGUCUUGACAGUGUCGCAAAUUCCAUUCACUCCCUAUUUUCUGAAGAAACUCCUGUAGUUUUGCAGUUGGCUCCCAGUGAGGAGAGAGUGUAUAUGGUGGGGAAGGCAAACUCGGUUUUUGAAGAUCUCUCUGUAACAUUACGACAGCUCCGCAACCGCCUGUUUCAAGAAAACUCUGUUCUCAACUCACUUCCCCUCAAUUCUCUGAGUAGGAACAGUGAAGUUGAUCUGCUCUUUCUUUCUGAAUUGCAAGUGCUACAUGAUAUUUCAAGUUUGUUGUCUCGACAUAAGCAUCUGGCCAAGGAUCAUUCUCCUGAUUUAUAUUCGCUGGAGCUGGCAGGUUUGGAUGAAAUUGGGAAACAUUAUGGGGAAGAUUCUGAACAAUUCAGAGACGCUUCCAAAAUCCUUGUUGAUGCUCUGCAAAAGUUUGCAGAUGACAUGUUCAACCUUUAUGGCGGGAAUGCAGUGGUGGAGUUAGUGACUGUCCGGUCGUUUGACACAUCUCUUGUCAGGAAGACAAGGACUAUUCUUGAGGCAAAACAAGCGAAGAACCCAUCAAGCCCCUAUAACCUCGCAUAUAAGUAUAACCUUGAGUAUCCGGUGGUUUUCAACAUGGUACUUUGGAUAAUGAUCGCCUUGGCCUUGGCUGUGAUUAUCACCUCUUACAAUAUCUGGAACAUGGAUCCUGGAUAUGACAGCAUUAUAUAUAGGAUGACAAACCAGAAGAUUCGAAUGGAUUGAACUUUCCUUACGCCAAACUUAAAAAAGAGGUUUGGAAAUUGGCUGUUCUGUUAAAUCUUCUAGUGUAAAGUAGAUGGUAUACUUUAAAUUUAUAAAAAAGAAAUUUUGUUUUCCGUGUGCCUGUAACGUUCUUUUAGAGUGAAUUAUAGUAUUGAUGUGAAUUGAUUUGUGUGGUAUAGAUUCCAUGAUAUGCUCAAAUAUGAUAUAACCAUUUAAUUUCAUUCCAUUUAACAUUUGGAAAUGUGCACUGAAAUAAAUGUAAAACAUUUAGAAUAGCUUGUGUUAUUUAUGUUGGGGGAAAAUGCACUGAAUUUAUUAGACAAACUUAGGAGCGCUUAACUUCCUUACACAGGACAGGUGAAAAUGACAUUUGGGCUGUUCUAUACUAUGAACCAUUUGUAAAUGUCUUACCCUUGAUGUAAAUAUCUCAAACAAGAUAGAACGUUUUUAAACUUCAAGUAGCCCUAAACAGGAGAUUGAGAACUGCAUCUGAUUCACAGAGGGUAGCUGGCUUUUAACCUCUUCUGAACGUUUGAUGAUCUAAAUCGUAGGGUGCAUAUUAAAAAUACUAUGUUGAUCUAAAAAGAAACUGGAAAAAAACAACUGGAGUUAUAGAUACCUGUCAUUAGAUACCCAAAAGCCAGUAUUUGGGGGACAUCUAUAAAAUGGGGCUUGACUAUAAAAUCUUUAUUUUAAUAACUCUUCCCCCUGUGUAAGUUACUGUUAAUGGUUUGUGGUACGUCAUUCUCUAGAAUAUUAAGUGGAAGUAGAUGCUCCGGAAGUAGAUGCUCCCUACUUUUCAUGUGGAAGUGGACCAAUGUCUAUAAAGAGUGACAAAUAAAGUUAAUAAUGAUUCCA
Canis lupus familiaris (dog) is the source of this 2074-nucleotide messenger RNA. RefSeq names its product ATPase H+ transporting accessory protein 2 (gene ATP6AP2). The transcript is spliced from 9 exons. Bases 161 to 1216 code for a protein of 351 amino acids. Gene Ontology annotation, biological process: positive regulation of Wnt signaling pathway. The record is from RefSeq and is a predicted model, not a curated record. NCBI's taxonomy places the organism in Eukaryota, Metazoa, Chordata, Mammalia, Carnivora, Canidae. Gene Ontology annotation, molecular function: signaling receptor activity. Gene Ontology annotation, cellular component: membrane; external side of plasma membrane.